AAUUUGGCGAACGUUUAUUUAAAUAUACGUGCCCUCGGGCACCUGUUCAUCGCUCGAACCGGUCGGAUCGCUUCGCUCCGCUCUGACCACACCGAGCAUCAACAAGUGAACGUGGAAAUUGUGUUUGUGAAGAAGCAAUUUCCAGGCCGCAAACAAACUACUGCAUAUCUAAUUGGACUUAAACUCGAUAAAGGAUGAAGUUCUUCAGCCGCAUGUCGAUGAUCUGAUGAGCCUUUUGGAUGAAAGACUUUCAACGAUCGACUCAAUUCCGGAAAUCGAAAAUGCAACGAGAAAAUUAUGCAGCGGACUUGCGAAAAUUUUUCUCAAAUACGGAAAAAACGCAAAAAUUUUGUGGGAAUGCCCGAUUGGUGGAACGAAGAAUUGGAGAGAUUUCGAAAAAUCUAUCUUGCGAAAAAGACGCUCUUUUACCGCAACAGAUUUCGAGAAUACCAUCUUUUCGCAGAAAUGACCAGGGCAAAGGAAACUUUCAAAGAGAAAGUGGAGAAACGCAUACAAAAAUAUUGGUUGAAAUUCGCCUGAAAUGACCUGGCUAGGAACCCCUGAGGAGAUAUUUACAAGUUGGCUUCUGAAAAAUUCAAAACUCGUGGAAUUUUGCAAUCUUUUCAAACCGACGAGGAAAACAUAACCAGGGACUUUCGAUCAACCAUGGAAUUUUCCAUCACGAAUUUACUUCCUGAUGACGACCCGAACAUCAACACCGCGGAGCAACAUGUCACUCUAAGCAAUUAUCGAACAACCACUGCGGAAGUGGGGAGUGACGUUGUAAUUAGCGAAAAGGAAGUCGACAAUUUUGUGUCUGAGAUCCAGAACAAAAAGCCCCCGGCCUUUACAAUUUAAAAAGAAAAAUCCUUAAAAAAUUGUAGCCCAAAAUUACACCACUAAUCACCAGAAUUUACAAUGCCUGUUGGUCGCUUAAUUAUUUUUCGUCUACCUGGAAAAAGGGCAACCUUGUAGUUCUGUUGAAAGACCCAAACGCCAGCCACUCAAAUAUCAAGAACUAUCGCCCCAUAAUGCUUUUUCCGGAACAUGGAAAAAUCCUUGAGAAAACUAUAAGGAGAAAACUCGAAGAAAAAUUGUGUCCGUUACAUUCUCAACGUCAAUUUGGAUUUGUCAAAGGACGUUCGACAAGUGAUGAAUUGCACUCAAUUGUCUCAACAAUUCUCUCCCAGGCCAAGUAAGUGACGACAAUCUUUAGUGGCCCAUCCCUGAUCAAGACACUAAGGAAUCGAGGAGCAACUUCAAAACUGACAGCCAUGAUUAAAAGCUACCUAAAUGCGGUCCAUUAUGGAAGUCACACAAGGCGAUGUCACUGUCCGAAAAUCCUGCACCAAAAGAUGCCAUCAGGGAUCUGUUUUGAGCCCCACAUUAUAGAACCUGGUUAUGGACACUCUUUUGGAAUCAGAUUGGCCGGAUUUUGCAACCCCUAUUGCAUAUGCUGACAAUCUGUGGACUCACAUCUUCGUACUCACCUUAAAUUACGAUUACCUCAGGUAAUUACUAAAAUUACAGAUUGGGCUACUCGUAAUAAAUUGAGUGUUUCAGAGACGAAGACGAAACUUAUGAUUCAUAAAUGCCCCUCGAGAAUCCACCACCGUGUCCUGGAUAUCAGGAUGUAUGGAAACAAGAUUUUGCUGGAGAGACGCAGAAGUAUCUUAACAUUAUGCUCGAUUCGAAGCUGCAUUUUGAAAGUCACGCCAUCCACUCGGCGAAGAAACUCCGGCAAAUUACAAUGAGCCUACGUAGCCUCGCCGCUAGAAAAUUUGGACAAACCUAUGAUGAAUCAUAUUACGGGGCCAUUGUUCCAAUUAUUGCAUAUGACAGCCGUAUCUGGUCGGACCGACUUCACGCUGUAAAGAAGAACCGGCAAUACGUGUCUGCACAAGCACCUUUUAAUCGAAUCCUGUCGAAGUGCUAUGACUCUGUAUCGAAAGAGGCUGUGCCGUUCUCAACGGAAUUUCUCCCAUGGACAUCGCAAUUCAAAUGCGAAAUUGCCUGAAUGAAAUAAAACAUGGCCGAAAUGUUUUAGCCUUGUCCCAAGUUCUCACGGGCCAUCUGAACUUUGGUAAUCACCAAACCCGACUUGGAAAAAGCGAAAACUCUAACUGUACCACCUUGAAGAUGACCCAGUGCACUGCAUAAUGGAAUGUCCCCAUUUUAAGGUGUGAUGGACCAAGCGGUGUUAUUUGGCAAUGCCAAGAAUUCGGUUGCGUUAUGCUGACCAGGUCCAUUGCAACUUCGAUAUUUUAUUGUUUAAGUAUUUCAUUAGUAUUUCGUAUAGCUUUGUAAGUAUUAUUAUUACGGUUAAUGUAAGUAGGUUAGGAGAUAUGGAGGUGGUCUUAGUGACCUAUUGUUAUAAAUACAAGGAAACCACCAACAGGAAGAAUCAGUAAGAAUCAGUAGAAGAAUCUGUAACAUUAGUUAAUAAGUAAUAAGUGACUAAUGUAGUGAAUAAACAAUUAACACUGGUACUGGCGUUUGAUAACCAAACCCCCUCAAUCCAUACAUUACAUGGCGAUCCUGCCAGUGGCAGUUCAGUGAUAUUAUAGUAUGUGUUAAAGAGAAAAAAAUGGCGGGCAACACGCAGUCGAAGCAGGAAGAAAUCAUUGUGGAAGCUGCAGGAAACGGGUCUAAUGCAGCAGCGGCCAAACUAGGAGUGAGUAUUCGCCGAAUCUUCGAGGAGUUCCAGCUCCAGCGACCCGCAGUGAAGUGAAAACAGUGCCGGAAGUACCGAGUGAAAUUGUUGGUUACUCUUUUGGCAACACACCACACUUUGUUUUAGCGUGCUGUUUGUUGCUGCUAAUAGUAAUAAGUCGGUUGUAAUUGUUUGGUGAUUUUUUAUUGAAAAUUUGUGUUUUGUUGUAAUUCAAAAUGCCCCGGAGAAAGCGACACCCAUUCCCUUACCGAAAAGGAGUUGACAACAGAGGUCGGUCUGUCCCUAGAAAACGGCAGAAGACCGCCAACAACGAUGAAUCGCAAAAGUCUUUUUCAACGACUUCGAUUCACAGCAUUGUUGAAGGUGAAAGACAGGAACCUCUUGGAGAAGUCUGUUUUGACGUGCCCCUUAUGGACAUUGACAUCGAGGAAGCAGCAGAAACAGACACAGCCCUACACGUCUUCGAUGAUACGUCCUCCCAAAACGCAGUUGAGGAAAUCAGAGGACAUCUGAACUUACAACCCCAUGUGAUUGUAAAGUUCAAUCCCCAAAAUUUGAUUUCAUUCUCGGACGACGAAGACGACUCGCGAGAAUGCUACAUAUACCGAUUGCAGUGUUCACAGCGACAAAAUCAAAUGGAAACCGAAAACGAGCAUGACGGCAAUGUUGAUGGAACGUCAGCUUCAAACAUUGUGGAUGCGCUAAUCCAAAAAUUAGAAAGCACAUCAAUCAGUAGCGAAACUACUAAUGAUGUUUUUGUUUUAGGAUCUGAUUCAGCAAGAAUUUAUACCGCCCCGGAACAGGGAUGUCGGUGUAACCAAGCUGGAAAAUCAACAGAUCGCUGUCCACUUCAUGAGAUGGAAAUUGACGAAGACGACCAAAUUGUUUGAGAUCAAAUCGAUGGCAUUGCGAUUUUAUCUGAUAAUGUUUGGAAUGAGUUGCAAAAAUCAUUGAUUUCCGACAAAAAUGAUGGUCCUGGAGAUGAGGAUUUUGUUGAGAACGAACGAACGUCGUUUUCAAUCCGAAUUUCGAUAACGAACUAGAUCGAGAGGCAGACCAAAUGGACCAACUUGAAAUGGAAGUCGAGGUUGAGCGCAUUCGUAACAGAGAUGCUCCAAAUUCGAUUCAUUCGAUCCGCCCAAUGAAUCAGGUUUGUCAACAUUGCAGGGCCAAUUCUUUUCACGAGGAAAAAACCACUCUAGGAGAAUAUAACAAAUGUUGCAGUGGUGGUAAAGUUCAACUGCCACAAUUAGGUGAACAUCCAGAAGAACUCAGACAGUUGUUCACUGGAGAACAACAAUUGUCUCGCGAAUUUGUAAGCAAAAUUCUCACUCACAACAAUUGCUUCCAGUUUGUUUGUAAGUAUUGAAGCAAAUUUGCGUGAUAUCCCUGGAUUUGGACCUUACGUGUAUAUCAUUUUGCUAAGACCUACUAAAAAUUUUAUUACUUUUAAGUUAAAUGCGGUAUUGUUAAGAGUAAACCAGAGGGUAAACAAAUCAUAAAUUAGUGUAG
This is a messenger RNA of Tribolium madens (black flour beetle), 4186 nucleotides long. RefSeq lists its product as uncharacterized. The record is from RefSeq and is a predicted model, not a curated record. NCBI's taxonomy places the organism in Eukaryota, Metazoa, Arthropoda, Insecta, Coleoptera, Tenebrionidae. Bases 2890 to 3564 code for a protein of 224 amino acids. The transcript has 4 exons.